Messenger RNA from Triticum turgidum subsp. durum (durum wheat), 213 nucleotides. The record is from the annotation of a GenBank genome assembly. NCBI's taxonomy places the organism in Eukaryota, Viridiplantae, Streptophyta, Magnoliopsida, Poales, Poaceae.
AUGGCUGCUCCCGCUCUCAAGUUCGCCGCCGUCGUGCUCCUGGCCGCCCUCUGCGCCACGGCGCUGGCCCCGGGCAUAUCGGGGCAGCCGACUGAUGACGGGCUAGCGACGUGCAUCGCGCGCUGCGGGUGUGUGCCCUGCCCGAAAGGGAAGUUCUGCCCCGCCGUGUGCACGACCCCGCCUGCCUGCAAGGCCAAAUGCGAGUCCGGCUAG